This is a messenger RNA of Suillus fuscotomentosus, 396 nucleotides long. RefSeq lists its product as uncharacterized. The record is from RefSeq and is a predicted model, not a curated record. The coding region runs from base 1 to 396 and encodes 131 amino acids. The transcript is spliced from 3 exons. NCBI's taxonomy places the organism in Eukaryota, Fungi, Basidiomycota, Agaricomycetes, Boletales, Suillaceae.
AUGAAUCAAUUGGUGUUCUAUCGGCUUGACUUUGGUGAAGCAUCAUCAAUCAAGGAUGAGAACUUCCCUACCGCACUGCACCUUCAAAGUGAUUAUGCCCCAUUGGACGGAGAAAUAGAAGGCGAUGAACACUCUGAUCUUGCGCUUGCAGCUGCCAAAGCUGAACGAAAGGUGUGUGAGGCUGAGAAGUACCUGGCCAACUGCAUUUUGGCACACCAAUUGGUGAUUCUCAGCAUCUGGCAUCAGCACAUCCAGGCUGCAAGUUCUCAUUUGUUGACGGCAGAGCUCGAAGUUGGACACCUCCAUACGGAGUGGAAGAAAAUUGGUAUCUCAAUGUCCAUGACUCGAAGUCAUUCAGAUGACACAACAACAGUCGGCACCUCAUCCUCAUACUAA